AUGAUUUCAGACGACGACCUCUACAGACUUGCGAUUGUCCUUGGAUCAAUUGCAAUGCUGCUCAUAAUUGUCUACCACUGGCUCGAGGUCAACUCCAUCGAAGACGCUGAAGAUGUCAAGGUCCGCAACUCAACGCAGGCGGAGGUGACAUCUGGUUCGAUAGGAAGGUGA
Glarea lozoyensis ATCC 20868 is the source of this 171-nucleotide messenger RNA. RefSeq names its product Oligosaccharyltransferase subunit ost4p. Gene Ontology annotation, cellular component: oligosaccharyltransferase complex. Bases 1 to 171 code for a protein of 56 amino acids. Lineage: Eukaryota; Fungi; Ascomycota; Leotiomycetes; Helotiales; Helotiaceae. The record is from RefSeq and is a predicted model, not a curated record. The transcript has a single exon.